Messenger RNA from Myxocyprinus asiaticus (Chinese sucker), 4650 nucleotides. Its product is annotated as frizzled-4-like. The transcript is spliced from 2 exons. Gene Ontology annotation, cellular component: plasma membrane. The record is from RefSeq and is a predicted model, not a curated record. Gene Ontology annotation, molecular function: Wnt-protein binding; Wnt receptor activity. Gene Ontology annotation, biological process: non-canonical Wnt signaling pathway; canonical Wnt signaling pathway; retina vasculature morphogenesis in camera-type eye. NCBI's taxonomy places the organism in Eukaryota, Metazoa, Chordata, Actinopteri, Cypriniformes, Catostomidae. Bases 258 to 1856 code for a protein of 532 amino acids.
CUGUGCCACAGACACACCGUAACGCAACAGUAUCCGCUGCGUGUCUACAUAAGGAUUUUUUCCGCUUUAUAGGACUAGAAGGAAGCUCGCGAGGUUUAUUCCGCAACGGAACUAACGGGUUUAACGGAUUUGUCCCCGAUAACGAACUCGCCCCUUCCCCUCUGUUCUGGCAGACGCUGAGAAAGUUCUAGCCAGUUGCGUUUUAACUCCGGUAAGCCCGUGCGGAAUUCCGCGCUCCCGUGACUCGGAGGGAUUUUAUGCACCGGGUUGUCGGUAUCGUCAUGGGUCGGUUCCGGCUCUCGCUGUUGACGCUCAUAACGGCGCUGUUUGGGUUCGCGCACGCGUUCGGAGACGAGGAGGAGAUGACCUGCGACCCGAUCCGCAUCUCCAUGUGUCAGGAUCUGGGAUACAAUGUGACCAAGAUGCCGAACCUGGUGGGAAACGUGCUGCAGUCCGACGCCGAACUACAACUGACCACAUUCACACCGCUGAUACAGUACGGCUGCUCGAGCCAGCUGAAGUUCUUCUUGUGCUCUGUGUACGUUCCCAUGUGUACUGAGAAAGUUCCGAUCCCGAUUGGCCCCUGUGGGAGCAUGUGUUUGUCCGUGAAGAGGAAGUGCCUUCCAGUCUUGCAGGAGUUUGGCUUUGUGUGGCCGGAACUUCUUAAUUGCAGCCUUUUCCCGCCCACCAAUGACCAGAACCACAUGUGCAUGGAAGGUCCGGGUGACGAAGGCCCCCCAUUCCACGCGGUUCGGCCCCUGGCUCCACAAGAGGAGGAGUGUGUGGCUCUAGGCGCGGGCAUGGAGCAGUACGCUUGGGUGAAGCGCAGUGGGAGUUGCUUGUUGCAGUGUGGCUAUGAUACGGGACUCUACCGUCGACAGGCCAAAGUCUUCACGGAUAUUUGGAUGGCGGUGUGGGCCGUUCUCUGCUUCAUCUCCACCACCUUCACCGUGCUCACCUUCCUAGUGGAUUCCUCGCGGUUCUCCUACCCAGAGCGGCCUAUCAUCUUCCUGAGCAUGUGCUACAACAUCUACAGCGUUGCAUUCAUCGUGCGGUUGACUGUUGGACGCGAACGCAUCUCCUGUGACCUGGAGGAGGCGGCCGUGCCAGUUUUGGUUCAGGAGGGUUUGAAGAACACGGGCUGCGCGAUUGUCUUCCUCCUUACGUAUUUCUUCGGCAUGGCGAGCUCCAUCUGGUGGGUGAUCCUGACGUUGACGUGGUUCCUGGCGGCGGGGCUGAAAUGGGGUCACGAGGCCAUUGAAAUGCACAGUUCGUAUUUCCAUAUUGCGGCGUGGGCGAUUCCCGCCGUCAAGACGAUUGUCAUCCUGAUAAUGCGACUAGUGGAUGCCGAUGACCUCACUGGGAUGUGCUACGUGGGCAACCAAAACCUAGAUGCGCUAACGGGGUUCGUCGUGGCUCCGCUCUUCACUUACCUUGUGAUCGGAACUUUAUUCAUUGUGGCGGGUUUGGUGGCACUGUUUAAAAUUCGUUCCAACCUGCAGAAAGACGGAACCAAGACGGAUAAACUUGAGCGGCUAAUGGUGAAAAUCGGAGUGUUCUCCGUUCUUUAUACGGUUCCGGCUACCUGCGUUAUUGCCUGCUAUUUCUAUGAGAUCUCAAACUGGGCGGACUUCCGCCAGUCUGUGCGGGACUCGUACAUGGCGGCGGAGAUGCUACGGAUCUUUAUGUCUCUGCUCGUGGGCAUCACUUCAGGUAUGUGGGUCUGGUCCGCCAAAACCCUUCACACCUGGCAACGAUGUUCCCUUCGACUUGUGCACACUGGGCGAAACAACCGCGUCAAACGGACAACCAACGGUUGGGUUAAACCAGGCAAAGGCAACGAGACUGUGGUGUGAAAAAGACAGGAGAAACAAUGAGACUGAUUGGCUCAGGGAGUGCAAGUUGGAAAAAAUAAAAACAAGAGCGCCACCAUGUGGACAUUUCUUGUAACUGUACCCACAGAUCUUCUCUCUUUCCCUCACACUGAGAGCCCAUGUAGCACUUGAUGUCGUCUUCACACGUUACAUAAAAUGUUCUUAAGUUGAUUUUACACUGGACAGUCCUGGUGCAGCAGGUAUGCCAUUUUUCUCAGUGUAUACGAUAUUUGGUGAUUACGGCUAAUGUAUAUUUUCACUGAAGUGCCUUAGUUUUAGAAGACAAGUGUUAGCUACUCAGCCAGACCUGGUGCUGCAUUCAGACUGUGGUAUUUGUGAGUUAUGUUGCAGCAAAGACAUCUGGGAAAUGUAGUUCCACAAUCAGAGCAGUUUACCUUGCAAUAAGACACAGUUGCCUUGUUCGUUUCUUCUGUUCCUCAGUGGAACACUUAAGGCGACGUCCACACUAAAACGCUUUCCUUUGAAAACGUGUUGAUUUCGCUACGUUUGCACCUCUCAUCCACACUAGAAUGCCAUUUUCCUCCACCAAAAAUGGAGCAUUUCGAAAACGCUCUCCAUUACAGCAUACUUUGGAAAACGACAACAUUAGGAAACUGAAAACAGAGUUUUCAAACUAAAAGUAAUUAGGAUGGAUGCCGUUUUCCAAAGUAUGCGAUUAUGGAGAGGGCUUCCAAAAUUAAUGUUUCAAACAAAAACUCAGUUUUAUUUGAAAAUGCAUCAGUUUUGCUACGUUUACGCCUCUCAUCCACACUAGGACGGUGCUUUCCUCCACGAAAAUGGAACAUUUUGAAAAAACUCUCCAUUACUGAAAAUGAAAAUGAAAAAAAGCAAAUUCGUGUGGAAGUUGUUUUACAAAGUGUGCGGUUAUGGAGAGCGUUAGCGAAAUUAAUGCUUUUCAAUCAAAAAUGUAUUAGGCCACUUAAACACUAAUACAGUUUCAUUUGAAAACACAUUAAUUUUGCUACAUUUACACCUCUCUUCCACACUAGAAUGAGCAUUUCGAAAACACCCUCUAUUAACGCAUACUUAAAAAUGAUGACGUUAGGAAAAUUAAAACGCAUUUUUGAAACAAAAACGAAUUAGUGUUGACGUAAUUUCCCAUAGUAUGCGGUUAUGGAGCGUAUUGGAUAUGGAUCUUUUAACAAAAAUGUAAUAGUAUGGACGUGGCCUAUUAGACCGAGUUCACACUAAUAUAUUUUCGUUUCAAAACGUGUUGAUUUCGCUACAUUUACGCCUCUCAUCCACACUAGAAUGGUGCUUUCUUCCAUGAAAAUGGAAAAUUUCGAAAAAACUGUCCAUUACUGCAAACUUUGUAAUAUGAUUACAUAAGGAAAAUGAAAAUGCAUUUUUGAAACAAAAACAAGUUAGCGUGGACAUCAUUUCCUAAAGCAUGUGGUUAUGGAGCGCAUACGAAAGUAAUGAUCUUCAAACAAAAUUGUAAUAAUGUGGACGCGCCUAUUAGACCGUGUCCACACUAAUAUGUUUUCGUUUGAAAACGUGUUGAUUUCGCUACAUUUAUGCCCCUUAUCCACACUAGAAUGCCAUUUUCCUCCACCGAAAAUGGAGCGCUUCGAAAAUGCUCUCCAAUACCGCAUACUUUGGAAAAUUACAGCAUUAGGAAAGUGAAAACUGAAGUAAUUCAUUUUCAGACUAAAAGUAAAUAGGAUGAACGCCAUUUUUCAAAGUAUGCGAUUAUGGAGAGCAUUCGCAAAAUUAAUGUGUUUCAAACAAAAACUAAUUUUUAUUUGAAAAUGCAUACAUUUUGCUACGUUUACGCCUCUCAUCCACACUAGAACGGCGUUUUCCCUACACUGAAUUUUGAGAAUGCUGUCCAUAACCACAUACUCCGGAAAACAAUGACGUUAAAAAACUGAAAGCGGGAGUUUCUAAACUGAAAUGGAUUAGUGUGGUCGUGGCCUUAGAAUCCUGUCUCUUCUACAAUUCAUUUAAAUUAUUGUGUAGAGUUCCAGAACUCUGUUGGUUCUAGUGUUCCACAGUUGUUUGAGUAAAUCUUAAAUAUGUAGUUAAUGUCUAUUUUUUAUAUGAAAAAGCUAUGAUAUUACACACUUUAAAAUGUAGAUAUUUGAAGCAAAAUUUGGGGUUCCACAGACUGCAACUCAAGUGGAAAUUUCGAAGACACCGUUUUGAAGGUGUCUUAAUUGUCAAGGAACUUCAAUGUAUUUCAGAACUCUUCACAGUAUGUAGAGUUCUAAGAGAAACUCGAGGGUUCCAAGUUCUAAAGUGUGUAGAGCAAUUAUCUUUUUUAUUUUUACAGCGAUGGAAUCUUUAUUUUGCACUGUCAGACACAUAUUCACACUCAAAAGACUGAAAAUGACAACACAGGUGCCUUGCUCAGCCACUUGGCAUCUACAUGACAAUCACUGACCGUGCCCUAGGGUGCACUGCAGGGCUUCUGUUGGGGAAAUGAAUGUAUUGACUGUUGAUAGACUCUAUUUUUACAUUUAGCCAUGUUGAAAGUGCCUCACACUCAUAUGCAGGUGGUACACAUACACAGUCCUGGAUUUCAUGAAGGACCUCUGGACUGAUUUGUAUAUUAACUGGUGUUUGUAGUUGUUUGUAAUAUUUGUUAUUUUUGUGUUAAGAAAUGCUAAUUUAUCUUUGAAAAAAUGGCAAAAGGAACAAAAAUAAAAUUAUUUAAGGAUGCUUUUGUAUCAGAUGAGGAGAAAUUAAACUUUGAAAACGAUGCUGCUUGAUGUUUGAAUCUUUUCUUAUUUUUAUUUUCUCCCCUUUUUCU